AUGCAGUGGGAGCGUGAGCGAGCGUUGUGGGAGGCUAAUAUUCGAGUGGAAGAACUCGAUAGCGAUGAUACUGAUACACAAGGCGUUGGGCUUGGGGAUAAUGGCCAGAGGCGUUUUGCUAGCGAUCCUUUGAAAUUUACGGGUAUAGAUAUGGGACCUUCGGCCAGGUCUAGAAGGAGUUAUGGUUUUGAGGGUGAUGAUUCUUCAUCCGAGUCAUUCGAUUCAGACGAAGGAAGUAGUGCUUUACAGAUUCAGUUGCGCGAUAAGGAAGAAGCGCUUGUACAGUCUGCGCUCGCCCGAAUCCGUCGUGCUCGAGAAAAGGGAAAAACAGAAGUAAAACUUAAUCAGGAUGAAUUGGAUGCGUUGGAAAGAAGGAGGAAGCGAUUAGAGGCGGCCGCGAGAAAAGAGAAGAAAGGUAGUGGCAGUGGCAGCGAAAAGAAACGGCGAAGCGAGAAGAACCUGGUGACCGUUCCGAUUGCGUCCUUGGAACCAAGCAGCCGCAAAAAGAGUGCUAAACAUAAACGUUCGGGAGAUUUGCAACAAGCUGUUGGUCCCUCAAACCCUCCAGGACCUCCUGGAAUGUUAAUACCUGGCCCAGAUGGAUUGAUGUACGCUCCAAUCGGCUACUCUGUUUCUAGCGGCUCCAAUCGCAAUUCUCCUACCCGUCCAAGGUCUGCCUCUUCUCAACAAAUUCUAAGUCAUUCUCCAUCAUUCUAUGCGACAGGUUCUCACCGAAAUCUAUCUGAUGGUAUGCGGCCGACAUCUUCUUCGAGCACCAGCUCCCGCCGCCCCUUACCAGAUGAGGCCGAAUGGAUACCCGGUAGCUCGCGACGCAGUUCAGUGUCCUCGCAAAACUUUGCCGUGGACCCCUUUGAAUAUCAGACCUCUUCUGGCCGUCCACCAGCUAUCCCGGAACAAUACUUACCCGGCCGUCGCAACGUCUCGAAUCCCUCUGAUAUUCAAUACUCGUCAAUCCGACGGAGUCCUCCAGGACUCGGUGCUUAUCCUGCUACAGGUAGAGCACCAGCCUCUGAUCCCGCUCUUAGACAUCGAAGCUCCUAUGCAGACGAAAUCGCAGACAGUUCAACCGAUGAGAGUGAUGAUCUUGGGAAUGGCGUUCAAGUGUUUGUUGACGAGCGAGAGACCGAGCGAGAGCGCGAAAGGGAACGAGCGCUCAGUCGGAAACCUGUCGCUAGCAGUGGACGCAAAAAAGGGAAGGGUCGAUAG
Glarea lozoyensis ATCC 20868 is the source of this 1227-nucleotide messenger RNA. RefSeq lists its product as uncharacterized. The transcript has a single exon. The coding region runs from base 1 to 1227 and encodes 408 amino acids. The record is from RefSeq and is a predicted model, not a curated record. NCBI's taxonomy places the organism in Eukaryota, Fungi, Ascomycota, Leotiomycetes, Helotiales, Helotiaceae.